UGAAGCACACGAGGGAACACUACUCGUAUCCCUGUACUCCAUAACCGACUUGUUUGGGCGACUAAUCCCCGGUUGGGUUUCAUACCUCGACUACAUUAGCAACAGAAACAUCUUUGUCUUAUCCAUCGCUGCGAUGGGAGUCUCUCUACUACUGAUGCCUUUGGCGAACAGUUUCGGGGUAUUCGCUGCGCUGACACUGAUUUGUGGUUUUGUGACCGGAUGUCAAAUGGUUUUACCCGCAGUCGUACUCUCAGAGUAUUUAGGCUCUGAUAAAACGGCCGUCGCUUUCGGUUUAUCCAACUUUAUAUGCGGUUCCCUAACCAUUAUAAUUAGACCACUACUCAUAGGUGUGAAGGAUUGGACGGGUCAGUACGAUAUACUGUUUUAUAUCCUGGGCUGUUUGGGUGGUGGUGAUGGUGAGGGCAUUAACGGCACAGACCUGCCUGUCCUUCAAAAUAUAAGCAAUUUUAACGAAAGUGCAGAUAAUUAUGAUCUGAAUGUGACAUUAAGUAAGAGUUCUUCGAGAAGUGAUUCUUCGGUCGACGACAGUGAUGAAGAGGACGAGUUUGAUGACAGCGAAGAAGAGCUGUCGCUAUCAGAAGCUGUUCCGCAAAAGACAAGAGUCAGACAGCAACAGGAUUUGGACCAAAGUCUGAGCAAAUUCCUGGACUCGGGGAUGAAGUUCCUGUUGGAGACCAGGAAUGUGUUCAACGAAGAGCUCAAUGACUCCAAGAGUGACAGUGAGGCCAAAGACGUGUGGAUCGCGUACAGCAAGUCUUGGGGCCGAGUGUUUGACGCACUCGUCAAAGAUAUUACGCCAAAGAUAAUGGAGUCGUCGGAUGCGGACAUCUCUGACAUAUCACUGGACUGUUUGUCCGGUUUAUUCGCCACCGUUUCGGGUCUUAAGCAACAGAAGGAUUGGGCCGUAAAAUUGUAUGACUCUUCGGGGCGACCCUUCACAGAAGGUAGUCUGGACGGCACGAUCACUAAUUUAGGCGCAUAUGAUCAGUGCCUGUCCAUCGAGUCCGACUCCAACCUAGCCGUGCCAUUCAUUGGUCAGUACUGUGUUGUCAAAUACCAGAUCGCUUUUAAGUGCCUGUCCAUCGAGUCCGACUCCAACCUAGCCGUGCCAUUCAUUGGUCAGUACUGUGUUGUCAAAUACCAGAUCGCUUUACCACCCAAACCAAAACGUAUGACACUUCGCACACCAGUGUUUAACUUUACGGGUACACCAGUCUCGGGAACGUUUUUGGAAGAGUUCUCUCUAUCGGCACAUGCUUUCUAUGAAAGGUAUGGUCGCACCGGUAUAUGCAUACCAUCGCUGUGUAGCAAAAAUGACUUCCACUCGUUUCUCAAGAGAUUUAUAUCUGAGAGCCACAUGAAUCUGACUAUCAAUGACUGUCACACGAAAGUACUGCCAAAAUUCAAUUCACUACAACUCGCUAUUAUUGUCAUCUUCGGUGUCGUCUUAUCUCUCAUGAUAUUAGCGACGAGUGUCGACCUAAUCAUUGUCUACACAAAUGACUUGAAUUACAUUCCGUUCAUUAGUUUCGAGACC
Molecule: messenger RNA, 1558 nt
Organism: Oppiella nova
Lineage: Eukaryota; Metazoa; Arthropoda; Arachnida; Sarcoptiformes; Oppiidae
Source: the annotation of a GenBank genome assembly